Planococcus citri (citrus mealybug) is the source of this 1139-nucleotide messenger RNA. RefSeq lists its product as uncharacterized. The record is from RefSeq and is a predicted model, not a curated record. NCBI's taxonomy places the organism in Eukaryota, Metazoa, Arthropoda, Insecta, Hemiptera, Pseudococcidae. The transcript is spliced from 3 exons. The coding region runs from base 23 to 934 and encodes 303 amino acids.
UAUAUGGCUUUCAAGAGCAUCCAUGAAAUAUGACUUCUCGAAGUGGCAUGUGGAAAGGCUGACUUAUUUCAUAACACAAAAUGACAGUGAUUUGCAAAUAGAGUGCAAGAAUAAGAACUUGGGAAUGCAAUUUUACGCAAAAGAUAACCUGUACACGUAUUACUUGGAUGGGAACCAAAAGACCGUUUUUAAGGAUGUGACUGUACCCAAAAUUCGCAGCGUUUAUGUGUCGCCACAUGCUUUAUUGGCACCUUAUCAAUUUCAAACCAUCCCUUCAGAAGAAAUUUCAUGUUCAAGUUUGGUCGAAGUUCCUAUUUGGUACGAAACAGCAGAAGAACCUUUGAAUUAUUCGGAAAAGUUUUUAGUCGCCGCAUCUCAAGUAACAAGUCAAAGACUAAAAAUAAUCGUGGGGACUUACGAAACGCUCACACUCCAGACAGAAAAAGGUAAUAAACCACACGAAAUGUUUCUGAAUGGAAAAAAGAUACCAAUACCCAAAAUCAUUUACAAGAUAGUCAAAUUCAAAUCACACAAUCGUGGCGUCGGAAAAAGAACAUACUGGUUUAAUGCAGUUAUCGUGAUCCACAACCAACCUCAAGUCAAUAAGGAAGAUAUAAUUUGCGAAGAUAAAUCCAAAUAUUGGGGCUGGGAAAGUCUCCGAUACAUGAGUACAACCAACAGGGAUGAGAAUACAAAAUCAGAUUUUAUUUACGUUUGCGAACUAGACAAAGAUAUGCAAACGAAAUUAGGUUACUAUACAUCUAAUGAGUUAAAUUUAGAGUUGGAUUAUUUUCCUAGUUAUAAUAAAAAGAACGCUAGAAUAGAAUUUGAAAACUGGCAGGAAAAGUUUGAAACAAGAAUGCGAGAUUUGUUUGAAACGACCCCGGAGCCGGUGGUGGAUUCUAACAGGUCAGAAACACAGAAAGAAAUAUGAAUCAAUUCAAUAUGGUAAACGGUGUAGGUAAUUAUUAUUUAAGUAGUUUUGUAAGAAGCAAUUAUUCAUUAAAUUAGAUUAAUAAGUUAUUUUUAGUGGAUGGGAUUGGUGGUUUUUAAAUCACUAAGUAAUUUAAUUUGUACCUACCUGAAUAAUAUGCUACACAAUUGUACAGCACAUACAUAAAUACAACUUUCAGAAACAA